UCCUGUGAUGCUCAGUCAGAGGGCGGACUGUCGUCCUCGGCUCCAUAUCAUCCUUUGGUUUUUUUUUUUUUUCUCAUCCAAGCGGAUCGCCACCCUCCACCCUCCAUCAUUCUAAUCUCCCUCCAUGUCCAUCUCCGGAGAGUUGCUGCUUCACUUUCUCUGCCGCCGAGGAUCGCUUGCGUUCCCGGAUCUUUUGUCUCUGGACGGCGGAGUGUGGCUGCGUCUGCUCGGAAGCAGCAGCUGCGGCAGAUGUGCUGAGUGAUGCAGCUAAUAUUGCUCUGACUUCGGAACACCCCUACGCUCACAAGAAGGCGGCAGGAAGCAGAUUACCGAGGGAUUAUCGAUGCACAAAUGGACACACAGCCAUGCUCCAGGAUUUCUCCUCCACCUGACUGCUGCUCUGAGUGAACUUCCCCGACUAUUUCUCCGGUAUCAUGGAAGAAGAGGAGGAGCCGACAGAAACUCCUUGACUUUUAACCCCGCCUCCUUUAUUGCUUGCUCUUUAAAAAAUAACAGAUUGGUAACAAAAAGCAGACAAAGAGCAAAGUGCAACAAAAAAAAGAAAGAAAGAAAAAAAAAGGUGGGGAGGGGGUGAGAGCUGCUGUCCCAUGAUAUGUCAACACUUCUAAGAGCAAAAUCAGCAUCACAGAGGGUUGUUUCUAUGGAUACCCAUUCCCUGCCCUGUAUUAACAAGUCUGACUGAUUUUCCAAAUCUCUGCAUAUGAAAGCGGUGCAGAAAUAGAUGGAGAUAAAAGCAGAAAAGAUGUCAACUUAAGUUUAUUUCACAUUUCCUUUUUCGAAUUAUUUGCAUUUCCAUCGAAACCAUAAAAAGAACAGGACUACAAGGACAAAGAAGAAAUCAACAUUCAUUUUUUUGGACAGGACAGAAAUAAAAUGAAUCAACAUGCAGCAGAAAAGAAACAUUUUGUCUUUACAAGCCAGCGAGAUGUGACAAAUUUUAACAAAACAUAGUCAAAUCCCAUUCAUUUGUUAAAACUGGUUUGUUUUUCAUAAUGGCUAGCCUAGACACCCCUCUCUUUCUCAUUGGCUUUGAGCUCAGCGGUCACUUUUCUGACCCGCGGCCUCUUGGCACAGGAGUUACGGGCCUGGUCCUGUCAGCUACGGACCAGCGAACUGGACAGCGUGUAGCAAUAAAGAAAUUAGGGAUGCGAGAUGCUGUGACAGUAAAGCACGCCCUGCGUGAGGCAAAAAUCACCCAGAGACUGCGCCAUGAAAACAUUGUACGGGUCCAUGAGGUUGUAGCACCAUAUGGACGUCCACUGCCCCUGGACCCCACCCAAAUCGAUGCCCUCUACAUCGUCCAGGAGUGCAUGGAAACGGAUCUGGCUCGACUGUUGGAGCUUGGACCUCUGCCCACAGGUCAUGCCACUCUGCUGUUCUACCAGCUGUUGAGGGGACUGAAGUUCAUCCACUCUGCCAAUGUCCUGCACAGAGACCUGAAACCUGCGAACAUUUUCAUCAACACAGACCAACUGCUCCUCAAGAUUGGAGACUUUGGACUAGCCAGAAUAGUCGAUCCUCAUUACUCCCAUAAGGGCUAUCUGUCUGAGGGUUUGGUCACUAAAUGGUAUUGCUCUCCCCGCCUCCUCCUGUCACCCAACAACUACACGAAGGCCAUAGACAUGUGGGCCGCCGGCUGCAUUCUGGCUGAGAUGCUCACUGGACGCACACUGUUUGCAGGAGCUCAUGAGCUGGAACAGAUGCAGCUGAUCCUCAACACAGUGCCUGUGCAGAGGGAGGAAGACAGACAAGAGCUAUUACAGGUCAUGCCUUCAUAUGUCAGUCAUGGAUGGAGAGUCAAGACUCCCGUCUCAGAAUUGCUGCCUGAAGUGGAUGCUCAGGCUGUGGACUGUCUUGAGCGCAUCUUGACCUUUAACCCCAUGGAUCGUCUGACAGCUGAAGCAGCACUGUCCCACCCUUUCCUUCAGCAGUACUCCUGUCCUGAAGAUGAACCCAUUUCAUCCAAUCCCUUUCACAUCGAGGAUGAGCUGGAGAGCCUCAUCUCACAGCAGAGCCUAAGCGCCAGCAGCAGUCACACCUCCAGCAUCCACUGGGAUAGGUAUGACAACAGUUUAUCAACUGGCAUGUGCUGGCAACAGUCAGCUGACAGGUGUCGCUGCAUCCCCGCUGGUCAAGUUCGAUCUGAUCUGGGAGAUAACUCAGAGAAUGAAGAGGUGCGCAGAGAUCCACGGGCCAGUUUCAGCUCGCUGGCAGAGGAGGCUCAGGUUGACCCACGCAAAUACUCUCACAGCAGCUCAGCCGAGCGCUUCCUCGAGAACUCUCACUCCUCGCUGGAAAGAGUUUGUGGUGUCGGUUUGGGGGAGUUAGACUGCGGCCGCUCGUGCGACUACAAAGUGGGCUCCCCUUCAUAUCUCGAUAAAAUUGCCUGGCGAGAGGGAAAGCCUCAACAUUACUCCGAGCCUAAGCUGAUUCUGGAUCUGUCUCACUGGAAGUGCAAAAAGAGCAACCUGUCAAUGCCUGCUGAGCCCAUUGGUGGCAGCAUGGAAGACCUGGGGAAAAUGAAGGAAGAAGAAGCAAGUAAGGAUGAGGAGGAGAGUGAGAAUCUGUUUCAAGAAAUUUCUCGCUGGGUGGAGAGCACGCAGUGUCGUUUUCACUCUCCUAGUCCCAGUCCUUCAUCAGAGCAACGCUCCUGCUACACCUCUUCUCCACCUCUCCCGCUCUCUCCCACUGAUCUCCAAACACCCGUCUUCCAGUACACAGAAGUUGUGGAUCAUUCAUCAGCUGAAGAUGAACAACUCAGCCUCUUUCCAUCUCUAGCAUCCUCUUACAAUAAUCUUCCCUCCCUUUUCCCCUCAUCACCAACAGGUCUUCUCUCUCCGGACGUAACUGAAAGACUUUUACCUUCCGACACUCUCCACUCUCAACAUAAGGAAUCUCAACCCCCUUCCUCCACCUCCUCUUUAGCUCCGUCAGUAAAAGCUGACUCUUUGGAGUCUCUGCCUGUUAAGCAUAAGGAGCGACUGCUUGACCUGGACGCUUUUAUAUCUCGGGCACUCCAACUAUGCCGGCAGAAUAAGGAGAAAGCUAAUGGGAAGAAUGGACAAGAUGCAGGAUGGAUGGAGGAAAGCAAGCAGAAUAGCAUUAAAAGAAAGGUACCCAAACUGCCAGAGCACAGGACCUCAACACCACAGACUCCCAACUACUGAUGCUGACCCUCGACGUCAGACCCACAACUGGAUGACAUCAUAUUAUAGCACAGGCAAAUGAUCAUAUGAACCUGAGAUGUUCUCUCUGCUGCAAAACCCUGUUACUAGCAGCUUUUAGUGUUUUUAGCACAUUUUCAAAAACACUUUACCUGAAACACACAACCAUACAUUGUUGUGGGACGGUUGUGGGACGGUCUUUGGCAAAAGGAGUCAAGAUGUAUUCUGGGUAUAAAAUAGGCAAUGAUUUCAACCCUGCAAAUAUGAAGAAUUAGUUUGAUUUGAAUAUAAGUAGAAUCAAUCAACAGUUUUUGCAAAAAUAGAUCAGGUUAAGACUGAAUUAAACUCCACUUUAGCCUUUUCUGUGACACAAAAAAGGUGAGUCUUGAAAGUUUUUAAAUUGUUUCAAAGUCUUCCAAUGGUGUCAUUGAUUAAAACUAAUCAAGGUUAUGUGUUUUUCCCCAAAAUAGUUCUGAAUGGAUUACGGUACUAUACGUAAUUAAAGACAACUGUUUAUGCCAUAGUAAGCUGUAAAUUUGUUUUUGCUGGUUUAACACGCUAAAAAACCUAGUUUGUCACUGUAAACUCAGUUUGUUUAGUUGUUAUCACAUCUAACUCUAACAUUGAUCAAAAGAUUUGUGUGCGGUUUUUGUGGUUAAAGUUAUGAUGAAUCAUUUUAACAAUUUGUUGUGUUUUUCAACAGUAUGUUGUUUGAUUAUGAAAUGCAAAUGAUUUCUGUUAAAUGUUUAUUUUUGUCUUGUAAAAAUAGGAAGACCACUCAAGAUUUUAACUAGAUUUUUGACUAAGUGUUAGGUUUUAUUUUAUUUUAUUUUAUUGUCUAUUGCACCAAACAAACCAAUUUUUAAAUUCUUUUUGACAGUCUAUACCCCUCCAUGUUGGAAUAAUUUAGGUGUUUGCAGCAGACACUAAUGCAAACAACAAUAGCUUAAUCAUACAAAUACUUCAUAACCAGAAAUAUAUAUAUAUUUAUAAGUAAAACCUUAAAGUGCUGCUCUGCGUCAACUUCAACAUCAGUGGAUCCAGUAAUCAUUCUGUAUCCAAUAACUCACAACCAAAUUUGCCACUUUUUGAAAGAGCUUGCGUUAAGGUGCAUGGGAUAUUCUUAAAAAUGUAUUGUGUUGCCUUUCUCCAACAAAUCUUUAGGUUCAAGGAAUUGUACAUUUAUUUAAAAUAUGAAGCUAGAAUCCCAACAGUGAGCAUUGGGAAAUGGCAAAAAACUGGUGCCAAAAAGACAGUCAACUGAAUGUUCUUCAUUUUCUAUCCUUAUCUGCCCAUGACUGUUUUGCUAUUUUAAUGUUCUGCUCUUUCAGUUUACUCAACAGCGUUUUAGCUGCACAUAUGUAUAGCUCCAGCUACAAGAAGAGCCAAAGGGAUACUUUAAAAAAAAAUAGUUUAGACACAUAGGCUAGCAAAAGGUAUUUUUUUUGAGUAUUGCAUUUUACAGAAAUGCCCUAAGUCAAUUAGCAGUCAGUUUACAACAAAUCAAUAGUUUCAUCAGAUAUUUAUUUGAUUUUUUUUAAAAUACACACUUAUUACAGAAUUACUUCUGAAUGGCUUACCACUCUAAAAUAGAAGUUCACUUUCAAAAUAGCUGGAUGCACACCUUCUGUACAUGCAUGCACAAGUUCAAAAGAUGGCAUUUGGGAGAGGUACAAGUUAAAUUCAUUAGGCAUCAAGGCUGAAUAAUUGUUUAUUUAUAUUCCAAAGCACUUGUAGCUUCAGCAUUGCAUUAAGGAUUUAAUCAUUGAAAACCCCAUAAAUACUAAAUUUCCCCAUAUGCUUUGUCAGUGAUAUAUUUUUAAUCUAUAGGUUAAGAAAAACUUUUAGUUAAUCUUUUAUUAUUGAUGUUCCAUCAAUAGAAUUAUAGACUGUGUUCCCUGCAUUUGACCUACCGUAGUUAAACUAUCUUGCAAGUUCAGCUAUUGCAGUAGGCCACAGUUUCAUCCGCAGGUCACAAUCCACCAAUACCAUUCACCUUGACACUGUAACAUGUUCUACUGAGAUCAUGUGCUUCAUCAUACCUCAAUGUAUCCAGCUUGCUGAAUGUAACAUAUCCAUGUGCCCUUCUUACUGCAUGCAUCUAGACUGCAUCAUCAGUUUGUGCUGACUAUUUGUUGAAUCUCUUUGGCUUCAUUUGUAAUAUAAUAGGCUUUUGAGCUGUUUAUUUUAAUGAUUUGUCCUGAUAUCUCUUUUGUAGAGUCAGAUUUCGUGAAAAAAUCAAUAAAAGGACAUUAAAACAA
Oryzias latipes (Japanese medaka) is the source of this 5446-nucleotide messenger RNA. RefSeq names its product mitogen-activated protein kinase 4 (gene mapk4). Lineage: Eukaryota; Metazoa; Chordata; Actinopteri; Beloniformes; Adrianichthyidae. The record is from RefSeq and is a predicted model, not a curated record. Gene Ontology annotation, biological process: protein phosphorylation. Gene Ontology annotation, molecular function: MAP kinase activity; ATP binding.